Messenger RNA from Diversispora eburnea, 831 nucleotides. Lineage: Eukaryota; Fungi; Glomeromycota; Glomeromycetes; Diversisporales; Diversisporaceae. The record is from the annotation of a GenBank genome assembly.
AUGUCAGGGAUAAUAAUAAAUGACUAUAAUGGUCGCGGCGGUUUACAAGAUCUUGAUGAAUCUUGUCCAAUAUGUAAAAACACACGAUAUCUUACACCCAAUAUGAAAUUACUUGUGAGUGAAUGUUAUCAUAAAAUCUUAACUUUAAGAAAAAUAAAUUUUGUGGUGCCAACUUUUGAAGAUUUAAGUGUUGAAAAAGAAGUUCGGAUUAGAAAAAGAAUCGCACAACAGUUUAAUAAAAGACAAGAAGAUUUUCCAAGUUUACGAGAAUACAAUGAUUACCUUGAAAUGGUUGAGGAUAUAGUUUGGAAAAUUAAUAACAACAUCAAUAAACAAGAAACAGAUGAAUUAAUUGAGAGAUAUACCAGGGAGAAUAAAGAUAACAUUAUUCAUAAUGCUCGAAGACAGAUUGAUGAAGAGAAAUUAGCAGCAUACAAACAAGCUUGUGAAAAGAGAGAGAAACGUGCGCAAUUUGAAAACUAUAAGAAAUCAUUAGAGCAAGAACGCAAAGCUAAAGAAGAGCUAGAAGUUGAAUUGAUCAAUGAGCUGACAUCAGCUUCAAAGAUUAUAGCGGCCAAAAAAGCGACCACUCACAAAAAUCCUGAUUCCUUUCAAGCUUCUCAUCAGGAAAAUGUUCAGAUAAAAGAGUGGUUUGGUUUAGAUCAUCUUACUCAGGAAGAUACACAGGAAUUUGAUCCUGUUGCAUCGGAAUAUAUGGAUAUAGACCAUUACACAAUUAAAGAAAAAUAUUUUAUAUACGAAAGAUCUCUUCAAAGUGCAUUUUCAGGUAUUUUUGAUAAUUGUGGAUCUUCAGAUGAGAUGGAAGAAUAA